AACCGUAUAAAUUGACUAACAUCUUAAGGCUACACUGUCAAUUGCUUGUAUAACUAGGCGAUAUCACCAUGUUCAGAAAGGCUGUGCUUUGCUUGUAUAUCGCGUGCCUCGUAUUGGUUAAAACGAUUGAAAUUCCGGAUGCAUUAAUAGACGAAGUAGCUGCUGCCUGCAUGAAGGAGAAGAACUUCGAUAAGGCGAAGCUCUCCGAAAUGUUCGACGAUGAGUUCCAUAUGAAAUAUCCUCACGAUGUGACAUCAAAGUUUAUGGAUUGCGCCCUGGGCAAAGUUGACUUUUUCCAGGAAGAUGGCGCGUUUAACAGGGAAGUACUUACCAAAGACCUUGCAAAGGCGCUACCAAACUUUCUAUCGGAUAAGAUUGAUGACAAGAAAGCGGCAGAACUAGCGAACGAAAUCUACCAUGACUGCAGUGUUCCGAAAGGAGAAAGUGCUGUAGAAAAGGUGGCCAAUUUCCACAAUUGCAUGAUAGUCGAAUUGAAGAAGAAAGCAACCGCCGUCUAAAAUAACCCGUAUUUUAUGUGCAAAAAUAAAUUUAUACAAGCAAACAA
This is a messenger RNA of Photinus pyralis (common eastern firefly), 565 nucleotides long. RefSeq lists its product as uncharacterized. The coding region runs from base 69 to 518 and encodes 149 amino acids. Gene Ontology annotation, molecular function: odorant binding. The transcript is spliced from 2 exons. Lineage: Eukaryota; Metazoa; Arthropoda; Insecta; Coleoptera; Lampyridae. The record is from RefSeq and is a predicted model, not a curated record.